Messenger RNA from Rhodotorula toruloides NP11, 1374 nucleotides. Its product is annotated as carbohydrate-binding domain family 9-like protein. The record is from RefSeq and is a predicted model, not a curated record. Lineage: Eukaryota; Fungi; Basidiomycota; Microbotryomycetes; Sporidiobolales; Sporidiobolaceae. The transcript is spliced from 6 exons. Bases 1 to 1374 code for a protein of 457 amino acids.
AUGCUGCUCCUUGCUGCGACUGUUCUUGCACUGGCUGCGAAGUACGCAGCCGCACUCACCGGCCCCGAAGUCGCGGCCGUCUUCCCCUCAUCCUCCUCGUCCUUGAAAGGAGGCACAAUCUCGCUUCCGCGCUUCGACCUCUCCAUCAUCUCGAACGGCACGCACGCCCUCUACGUCGCGAACGUCAGCUCGACCUCGCCCACUUCCGUGGGUUGGCUCGGGGUCGGUCAUGGCACCGCCAUGGCGGACGCCGACUUCCUCCUCGCCUGGCCAACCGUCUCCGGCUCGUCCGUCAACUGGACCCUCUCUCACCGACUCCCGAACUCGAACGCUCUCGGAGGACACGCCAUGCCAGUCCUCGCCUCUUCGAGCGCUGGCACGAGUACCCCGGCGUUCUACACCCUCGUACCCGCGUUGACGACCUCCGAUUCGUCGUCGCCCUUCUCGAUCGUCGCCUUCACUCGCCUGGUGGACCCUGGCUCGUCGUACCCGACCGCGCAGGGCGUGACGAGCGCUGCAUUGGGCAGCGGUACACUUGACUUGAUCUACGCGUCGAGUUCGCGCAAUGCGGGAACGGCGAACGAAGGACAGGCGACAUUUUCCCAGCACGACCAGCCGACUGGCGUUACGAGCAUCGAUAUGAGUGCCGCCUACGCUGUCGCCGCGAAUGAGACAUCGACUCAGCCGCCGCAGGCUCAGCAAGCGCCGCCUCCGAGUGCCGCCGCGAGGAGGCGUCGCAGGAUCUUCAUCGCCCACGCUGCGCUCGGCGGACUCGCCUUUGCCAUCUUCGUCCCGCUGGCAAUCCUCACCGCCCGCUUCGGCAGGGAACGCCUCGCCUGGCUCCCGCCUCACGCUGCUCUCCAGCUCCUCGCCGCCUCGAUGGUGGUCACCGCCUUCGCGCUCGCUGUCAGCCAGACGGGCAACCUCUUUGCCGACUUGCACCAGCGCCUCGGACUCGUCCUCUUCCUCCUCGUCAUCCUCCAACUCCUCCUCGGCUACCUCGCGCACCUCACGCUCCCCUCCGCCCUUACCUCCUCCUCUCCCUCCCUCUCACGCCCGCGCCCCUCCUUAGCCCGCGCGAUUCACAUCCUCCUCGGAGUGACCGUUCUCGCUCUCGGCUGGGUCCAAAUCCACACGGGCAUCAAGGAAGGAGGAGAAUGGUACCGCGCGACGUUGGGGAUGGAGGAGGUCCCGCGUGCGGUGAGGGGAGUCUUCUGGACGCUUGUUGAGCUGUUCGUCCUCGCGUAUCUGGGUGAGUGGGUCGCGGCGAUUAGGAGGGGCGUCAGGGGCGAGAAGAAGGCUGCGACGAAUGGAGAGGCGCUUCCGCUGCACGAGGCGGGCGAAGGCGGGCGCAAGAGGAGUCGUCGGCCGUAG